This is a messenger RNA of Echinops telfairi (small Madagascar hedgehog), 738 nucleotides long. RefSeq names its product carbonyl reductase [NADPH] 1-like. The record is from RefSeq and is a predicted model, not a curated record. Bases 1 to 738 code for a protein of 245 amino acids. Gene Ontology annotation, molecular function: carbonyl reductase (NADPH) activity. The transcript has a single exon. NCBI's taxonomy places the organism in Eukaryota, Metazoa, Chordata, Mammalia, Afrosoricida, Tenrecidae.
AUGACCUCCUGCAGCCGUGUGGCACUGGUGACCGGGGCCAACAAGGGCAUCAGCUUCGCCAUCAGGCGCGAGCUGUGCCGGCACUUCUCCGGGGACGCGGAGCGCAGCUGGGUGGCCGUGCAGCAGCUGCAGACGGAGGGCCUGAGCCUGUGCUUCCACCAGCUGGACAUCCACGACCCGCAGAGCAUCCGCGCCCUGCAGGACUUCCUGCGCUGCGAGUAUAGCUGGCUGGACGUGCUGGUCAACAACGCGGGCAUCACCUUAAAAAAUGCUGAUCCCACACCCUUUCAUAUUCAAGCAGAGGUGACCCUGAAAACCAACUUUUUUAGUACCCGGCAUGUCUACACAGAAUUACUGCCUCUCAUAAAGCCCCAAGGUAGAGUGCUCAAUGUGUCCAGCAUGGUUAGUCUCCGUGCACUGAAGUCCUGCAGCCCGGAGCUGCAGCAGAAGUUCUGCAGUGACACCAUCACAGAGGAAAAGCUGGUGGCCCUCAUGAGCAAGUUCGUAGAAGACACAAAGAAAGGGGUGCACCAGAAGGAGGGCUGGCCCAACACUACCUAUGGCCUGUUGAAGAUCGGCGUCACCGUGCUGUCCGGGAUCAACGCCAGGAACCUGAGUGCACAGAGUCCAGGCGACAAGAUCCUCCUGAAUGCCUGCUGUCCCGGGUGGGUGAGAACUGACAUGGCAGGGCCCAAGGCCACCAAAAGCCCAGAAGAAGGCGCAGAGACCCCCGUGUAG